Molecule: messenger RNA, 2679 nt
Organism: Westerdykella ornata
Lineage: Eukaryota; Fungi; Ascomycota; Dothideomycetes; Pleosporales; Sporormiaceae
Product: cellobiose dehydrogenase-like protein
Exons: 4
Coding region: 461-2506 (681 amino acids)
Source: RefSeq, a predicted model, not a curated record
AACCCCGGAGUCACUUGAUUUGUCCCAACAAGUUACAAGAGUUUGUAGCUUGGUGUGAAUGAUGGACAGUUCCAAAGGAGAGGGUAACCACGUUCUGUUGACGACUUCUCCCAUCCAGGGGAAGCGAGCCCCACAUUACCAAACCGUGGGCGCGGAAACGUGCUCCAACUCCCGUUCGGCUGAGUGCCGAGGAUCAUCUGGAAGGUUUCCUAUCUUACACGGAAUCCUUAUGUGCCAAUUCUCCGGCGUGGGAUACAACCGUGCGGCCAAGAUUAGGUACCGCAUCCCGGAUUCCCGUCUCCCUGAUAGCCAUGGCAGCUAUAAUCGCUACGAAGCACUAAUUAAUUCUGGCUGACGAAAAAUGCUUGUGGCAUGUUCGUCAUGCCAGAGCACUGAUAAAACCGUAUGAUGACCGCCCGGAAGAGGUACCUCUCACUGACCGUCGUGCGCUUCGUUCACCAUGAGACGAAGUCAUUUGUCGGCGGCCGUUGCUGCGCUGGCGGGGACAGCCAUUGGUGAUUCAACCAGCAGAUACUGCGACGAAGCCUCAUCGAUAUGCUACUCAGGGUGGAACAGUGGGAACGGAGUUACUAUUGGCGUUGCCUUACCGAAGGUGGCAAAGGCACCAUUUGACACCGUUCUGCAAAUCAUAUCCCCCGUUGCGAAUGGAUGGGCAGGCUUUUCAUGGGGCGGUACAAUGCCAUAUGUCCCUUUGACGAUUGGCUGGCCUAAUAAUGCGUCAAAUACCGCGAUAUAUUCUUCUAGGAUGGCAUACGGCCUGAGUCUACCGCAGCCAUACGACGCUGCGGAAUAUACGUACCUGAAAGGAACGGGCCUGAAUGCGACACAUUGGACGCUCAAUGUCCGCUGUCGAGGCUGCAGUCAGUGGCAGGACGUGGAUGGUAACCUCGUUUCAUUGAACCCGUCCGACACCGCGGCCCCCUUCGCACACGCAUUUGCAAGCAAACUUCCUGCACAGCCUGCAAACAAUCGAUCCACAUUCAAUGUUCACACAAAGUUUGGGCAUUGGAGUCUUGAUUUGACACUGGGGCAAAACGAGGACUUUGAUAAGCUUGUUGCUGCAAACUUGGUCGAAGAGCAGCCUCCUGCUUCAAGCAGCGUCUCUUCGACUAGUUCGAUACCAACUUCUUCCAAGGUCGAAGAGCAACCUCCUGUUUCGAGCGGCGUCUCUUCGACCAUCUCGGUGCCAACUUCUGUUCUGCCCUCAACACUGAGCACAUCCAUACGUCCAACAUCCACACCAGACCCGGUACAGACUGGUGUCCCGUCAUCCUGCUCUGGGGUCGAUCCUCUCCACUUCCCUCUCCUAACGGCUCCUGGUUGGAAAGCCGUGAAAGUUGCCGGCGGCCUGACGCAGCCCCGGGGUGUCAUCUUCGAUAAGGCCGGAAACCUUCUCCUGGUACAGAACGGUCUCGGAAUCACCGGUCAGUCCGUCGGUCCUGACGGCUGUCUCGGCACUGCGAAGAUUGUCGUCACGCAGCGAAACCUUAACCAUGGUAUCUAUCUCAGUGCUGGUGGUAAAACGCUAUUCGCCAGCUCCGCCACAUCUGUGUUUGCCUGGGACUACGAUGCGGCGACUAUGAGCGUUUCGGGGUCGUCCAGGAUCAUUGUGACGGGCAUGGACAGCAAGGGGCACGUUACGCGGACUCUGACCAUCCCGCCAAAACGUCCGAAUCUUCUGGUAGUGUCUCAUGGGUCCAACGACAAUUUUGAUUUCGAAUCCGGCAAUAUCAAGGUGGGACGAUCGUGCGUCAAGGUAUUUGAUAUCAGCAAGGCGCCAGCCGGCGGCUACAAUUACGCUGCUGAUGGCUAUAAUUUGGGUUAUGGAUUGAGGAACGAAGUUGGACUGGCGUUUGACGGCGAGGGAAUGCUUUGGGGAAUCGAGAAUUCCUCGGAUGAGAUCCACCGCACAGUCAACGGCAAAUCCGUCGACAUCCACCUCGACAACCCAGCCGACGAGAUCAACUUCCUCGGGGACCCCGCCAAAGCGAACAAGGACUGGUAUGGGUACCCGACCUGCUACACGGUCUGGAAGCCCGAUGUCAUCACCGAUCGCAAGUUCCGGGUGGGAGACCAGUUCGUCCUUGCUCCCAACGCGACGUUUUCGGACGAGACAUGUAAGUCCAAGAGCAAGGCGGCCAAACUGGCGAUCCAGGCACACUCGGCACCGCUUGAUGCCGUCUUCAACAGCAACUUCACGAGCAUGUACAUCACCCUCCACGGCAGCUGGAACCGUAGUCCGUCGACUGGUUAUAAAGUGAUCGAGGUUCCCUUCACCAAGCGUGGUGGGAAUUUCUCCCCGACGGCACAGCUGAGCGCAAGUGCCAAUGGUUAUAAUGAUAUUCUCUGGAAUCCGGAUGUCGAGCACUGUUCGACGACGCAGUGUUUCAGGCCCGUGUCGAUUGCGAAGGACCGUUUCGAGAGGAUGUAUAUCACGAGUGAUAGUGGAGCAGAAGGAGAGAUAAUCAUUUUGGGAAGGGCAUAGAUGAGAAGGGUAUAUAUCCGACUAGACCGGGGGUGAAUUCAUCGGCGAGGUGCCUUUGGGGCAUUUUUCCCAACACGUAGCAUGUAGCAUGAUAGCAUGGUAGCAUGGUUGUUAUUCGAAUCUUAGGACUCGGGCACUUCUGGUUAAAAUUCACUGCGUUCUCGCGGCACUCG